CAGGUGUGCCAUUGACUCUGGGAGAUGGUCUGCGAGAUUGUAGUGCCAAUGAGGAGUGGGAUAUUCUAGGAUCUUUGCUGGUGUAUUUUGCAAACGACAGUUCCUGUGGUGUUUUGCUUUUGCCCAGAAGCCCAUGGUUGUGAGGCCUUGUUCUUUUUAUUAUAAAGUAGCUUGAAUGUUCACACUGGGAUUUACUGCAUUUGUUUCUAAAACCUUGGGAUAUGGCUCCGCAGCAGCUUUACGAGUGAGCUCUGACACCUCGAAGUUCCCACCAUUUCCCACUCCAAGCUGAGCAGGUUUCGAAAGACGUUCUUGAAAAUGACCAGCCUUUUCCGGCGGAACAGUAGCAAUGGCAGUUCCAAGAACGGCUCGGCCAACCCUCCUUCGCAGCUGCUCAACAACAGCAGACCGCCCCGACAGGUCCGGAGACUUGAGUUCAACCAGGCCAUGGAGGACUUCAAGGUCAUGUUCCCAAACAUGGACUAUGAUGUGAUUGAGUGCGUCUUAAGGGCCAACAAUGGGGCUGUGGAUGCCACCAUCGACCAGCUGUUGCAGAUGAACCUGGACUGUGGAUUUGACAAUGGGUAUGAUGAUAGCUCGGACUCUGAUGACAGCAUCCCCCCAGAGAUUUUGGAGAGGACACUAGAGCCGGACAGUUCCGAUGAAGAGCCUCCACCCGUGUACUCUCCUCCUGCCUACGACAUGCAUGUAUUCGACCAGGGUUAUCCGCAGCUCCCUCCGUUGCCACCUCGACGGAUUGACGUACAGGAUUCCGGCGGGAAGCAGUCGAAGACUCGGUAUCGGAAUUGGAAUCCCCCGCUACUUGGCAACCUGCCUGACGACUUUCUGCGAAUUUUGCCACAGCAACUUGAUGUGGUGCAGAACUCUCAGAAAGGACACCGCACCAGCGGCCGGGAGUCAGAAGGGUCCCUUGAGCAAGAGCGAAAGCUGAAGCAGUACUUGGAGGAUGAGCGGAUUGCACUAUUCCUGCAGAAUGAAGAGUUUAUGAAGGAGCUUCAGCGGAAUCGCGAGUUCCUGCAGGCGCUGGAAAAGGAUCGGCUAAAGUAUGAGUUAAAAAAAUCAAAGUCUAACAGCGCGAAUGAAUCUUUGCCUUCGGGUGACAUUAGUUUGCCCUCAGCGGUUCCGGUUGAUUCUGGCGCCUCUGGGGUCGCUGAAGCAAGCAGUGUAGUAUUUGAUGAUGCCAUGUUCAGGGACAAACUGAAACACAUGGGAAAAUCGACGCGGAAGAAACUUUUCGAGCUGGCCCGAGCGUUUUCUGAGAAGACUAAGAUGAGGAAGUUGAAGCGAAAGCAUUCCUUAAAGCAUCACACCCUUGGAACAGCAGCCUCAACAGCAAACCUCCUCGAUGAUGUAGAAGGGAAUUCUUGUGAUGAAGAUAUCCAGUUCAGAAAGCAGCCCUUGCAGGAGGAAGAUGAAGAAAACAAGAAUGGACAGUCAUGAUCCUGACAUCUUUCUACCGAAGGAGCUCUGUUCAGUGAUUACACAAAAGGACUAUUAGACUUCACAGAUGAAGUUGGCGACAGUUGAUGUACAUCUCUUCAUCUGCUUUUUAAUCAUUUCUGUAAUGAACAAGGCGCAAUUAAAUGGGGGAAAAAAAAAUCAAAAUACCCACCCACCACCAUUGUAAGUCAAGGGUUUGGGUGUAUUCACCUUCUUAUCUAUAAUUCUGUGUGAUUCUCAAGUUAUAGUUGUCUAGACCUUUCCAUCUAGACCAUGCCACAGUCCUAACCCUGACUUACAAUGGUAAGAGCAACUGGUAGACAUCCAGGUCUAGUUUUUAACUGUAACCUUGUGUUACAAUAUUUUUUGAUAGAGGGGGCCUACUCCAGACAUUGAUUGUAUUCCAUUUCGACUGCUGUUUUAUUCAGAUAGGCAGCAUAAUUCUUUAGUUCACUGUCAUCUGAUGUCCUUACUGGUCGUUACGUGCCUAAUGAUAUACUGUAUUAAUUGACUGGCCCUUUCGAUAGGCCAGAACAUAUCCAAUUAUGUAAAUGUUUCUGUUGUAAUUACCGGGCCAGCUUGUUUUCCCUUUUUUCUAUAAUUUUUUUUUUUAGGAAGAGAUACUAGAUUAUAGUGCAACAGGAUGAACUGAAAUGAAGAAGCAUUUGAUUGUUGUGAUGAAUAUCGAUGGGUUUGGAACUUGAGGCCUUAGCAAAGUUGAGUCACAAUCCCACCACAGCAAAAACAUCAAUUGGAUGGUCAGCCAGAAUGGUCAUUUACAAGCAGGAAGUGUUGUUGAAUGUUGAAACCUUUUGCUGCCCCUUAGUGACGGGCUGUGGAUCGUACAGUAUAUGUACCACCCCAGAGAGUGCCCUUUGCCAGUACGGUAGACGUGUGUGCUGUGAGGAACAUAACCCACCCAGGGAUUUAAAUGGAUCAGAAACCUGGUAAUACUUUCCAUACUUUGUUUCACCCUUUCAAUGCCCAGCCCUAGUUAAGGAAAAGCAAACACUAUGGCAGCAAUUCCAAGUGGCUCUGGGUCCCCCUCAAGUGUUGCUCAUUAAUAGCCAUUUUUGCUAAUUAUUCCAGUUGAAUGCUGCCCUUUUAGCCACUUCCUUCAGUCAUGUAAUGGGGAGGCAGAUGUGAAAUCAUAUUGUCUGAACCAAAAAUAUCAUAGCCGAGCUUACACGUCGCUAGGCUGGUAGGGAGGAAUCAAGCCAGGCAGUAAUGGAGUCUUAUAUACCUCCUUGCAGCUGGUGACAAAGCAGGCCAGGCAAGAGUCUGACAAUGGAUCAUUUAUCUAGCUUUUCACAUAAAGACGUUUAGAAGGAAAAAGAAUUGAAAUGACAGGGUAUGAGUUCCUCUGGUUGCUGUGUGGAGACAUUAUAAAUAUGCUUGUUUGGAAUUGCUAGCAAAAACUUCACCAAGAAAUUUACGAUCUUACUACACAAGGUGACCGAAGGAGCUCUUGCCCACUGUUUCAAAACAUUAACAUUAGAGAAAUGGGAGAUGCCACUGGUGAAAGGCUUGUGAGAAAUAAAUCUUUUUUAAUCAUGGUAGAUUUAAAAAAAAAAAAAGAUUUUACGCAUGAAUAUUGCAGAAUGCUUCGAGGAAAAAACAGAACAUGAGAAAGAUAUCCUGUAUAUCCAGCCCACCUCUACCUGUUAGAUCCUGCAGCAUCAUGUCUAAUCUUUAGGAGUGUGCUUUAGAUCGAGUGCCAUUGAAAGUCACUGCUUUUACCAGAAAACCACUUGUGUUGUAACGUCUCUUAUUAGUGCUUAGUCCCAUAGUUUCUUUGGCAGGAGAGGCUGUUGGACAAUUCUUAGCCAGAACAGAGUUUAAACCCCAGACCACCUUCCCGUCAACACUUUCAGAUGAAAGAAGCUAUUCAGAGUUGCAUAUAUAAAUUUGGGAGACUGGAGGCAUGUUUAUUUUUAAAUCAUUUAAAAAAUUAAAUCUUAAGGGAAUUCACAGUGACGAUUUGCUCUUCACCAGUCUAAUAUCUGUGAAGUCUGUUGGUUCCCAUAUGGAGUCAAAGAGAAACGGUGUCGGGUCGGGGUGGAGAAGUCUUUUCUACACCACGUUACAUCUGUUGCAUAUGCAAAACUUCAGUUAAACUUGUAAGGCUGCCUUAUGACAUGAUAUGAAUCCAGACAGAUUAGGUCAAGUACACAGGACAUGAUUAAAUGGCACCUUGUUGGGGAUCUGUUCACGUUUUACACAGUGCCUGACCUGGACUGCUUCUUGCAAGUCAAGUUCCUUUCCAUGACCUGCUCGGGGGCAGGGACUAGUUCCGAGUGACUUAUUAAAACAGCCACACCUUUACAUAGAGGGGAGUCCUUUGUAAGCGGUUCACGCUGAUGGUAACCACUUAGCAACACUGGCAAAGAAAAUAACUAACUCCAUUGUUGGAAAGGAGCAUUCACUUGUGAACUGGAGCGGCAACUGUUUCCGGCCGUGGCCACUUUCUUACCAAGCUGGGGCUACCUGCACUACUGGGGAAGCCUUAACGGUGACAAAUCUUCCUGAAGGAAUCUCAAACAGCUGAAUAUAGGAUUACUUCCAAUGCCUGACCUGGGGGUUGGAUGUAAGGGCCACUUUAAACUAUUGCACCAACCAACAAGGCCAUCCUUCACUUUCUCAGUGUAACACUGAACAGGCUUCUGUGAGGCUUAUUUCAAGUGCAGCCAGUAUUAUAAGUGAUGAUUGGAGAGAGAGAACCAGUUGAGAGCUGCAGAGUUUUGCCGCGUUCGAGGACAUGGAGGAAAUCAAUCACAGCCUGGAUUUUCCCUCCUAGUACAUGACCCAUCUUCUACCUCUUAAGUUACACCAUACUGUAUUUACCAUUGCAUCAUGUGCAGAAUUUGACAGUGCUGUAUCUUCACCGGUCCCGCUAUGGCCAGUUCUAACGUGUCAUUAUAUACUGAUCGCACUUGAGUAGUAAUAAUGAGAGGGGAAAAUGUUUUGUGGUUUAAAAGCAUUUUUUUAAUAAACGUGACAUUGAGAA
Carcharodon carcharias (great white shark) is the source of this 4468-nucleotide messenger RNA. Its product is annotated as CUE domain-containing protein 1-like. Gene Ontology annotation, molecular function: ubiquitin binding. The transcript is spliced from 10 exons. The coding region runs from base 319 to 1461 and encodes 380 amino acids. The record is from RefSeq and is a predicted model, not a curated record. Lineage: Eukaryota; Metazoa; Chordata; Chondrichthyes; Lamniformes; Lamnidae.